This is a messenger RNA of Glycine soja, 1853 nucleotides long. Its product is annotated as nudix hydrolase 23, chloroplastic-like. The record is from RefSeq and is a predicted model, not a curated record. The coding region runs from base 293 to 1102 and encodes 269 amino acids. The transcript has 8 exons. Gene Ontology annotation, molecular function: hydrolase activity. Lineage: Eukaryota; Viridiplantae; Streptophyta; Magnoliopsida; Fabales; Fabaceae.
UUUAACACUGUUGAUUCGUAUUCUUUCCAUCGUAUAUUUUUUCAUUGUGUAGGUGAUAAUUUUUUAUUUACAAUAAAAUAAAACAUUAAUCCAUUCCGCUUCAAUCCAAACAUAAACUUGGUCUUAUCCUUAGAAGAUUUUGGAUUAAGAAAAGGUGAGGGAAGAGAGUGGUUCUUUUCUUUUGCUCGUUAAAUCGAAUGAUUUGAAUUCGACACGGGCACAGUAAAAAAGGGUUUAGUUGUGUUCGAAAUUCGAAAUUCCAAUCGCAAAGCAUAAGAAAAAUUAAGAAAAAAUGACGGUGAAACCAAUCCAUCUUCAGAUAUGUGGAUUGGUUAGUCAACGAUGGAGUUGGAAACCCCGCACAGUCUCAUCCCUCUCCUCAUUUUCCCCAAUUCCAUACCCUAACCCUUAUUCCAAACUGCUUCCCACCAACACCGUCGCUCGCAGGGUUCGAUUCGCGCCAUUUCACGCUUCCUCGUCGCCGCUUCCUUCUGCCGGUAUUGUUCGAAACAUCAAGUUCUGUCAGUGGUGUGGUGGUUCCACGAAGCAUGAUAUUCCUGAAGGGGAGGAAAGGUUGAGAGCAAUAUGUACGGUUUGCGGGAAGAUCGCGUAUCAAAAUCCGAAGAUGGUAGUUGGCUGCCUCAUUGAACAUGAUAACAAGGUCCUUCUUUGCAAGAGGAGUAUUCAACCAUCUCAUGGCCUUUGGACCCUUCCUGCUGGUUAUUUGGAAAUUGGAGAGUCUGCUGUGGAAGGUGCCAUUAGGGAAACAAGGGAGGAAGCAAAUGCAGACGUAGAAGUAAUUUCUCCAUUUGCCCAAUUGGAUAUUCCUUUAAUUGGCCAAAGUUACAUGAUAUUCUUAGCAAAGCUGAAGAAGCACCAUUUUUCACCUGGUCCAGAAUCAUCGGCAUGCCAACUUUUUCCACUUGAUGAUAUACCUUUCAAUUCUUUAUCCUUUUCAUCAAUGGUGGUUACCUUAAGUUUGUAUGUUGAGGAUAUUAAGGCUGGAAAGCUCAAAUUCCAUUAUGGAACCAUUAACAAAAGGCCGGGUACAAGUCCUUCUGAUAUUCGUGCCUAUACACUGGAUCACCAUAUGCAUUCAUGAGUCGUGAUAAGCAGAGGAUUAUUAAGAGGAAGUUGUUGGAAGAUCCAAAAGAACUCAUUGCAGCAUUCUUAUUGAUUUUCCAUCCCGAUUAGCCAAUAAUACAUCUAUGAUCAUGAUUUUCUCAACAUUUUGCAUGUUACAAUAGAGUAUAAGAAGAUUGUAAGUUGAAAAUUUUCUUCGGCCAGCCAGAAGAUUGUAAGUUGAAAAUUUUCUUCGGCCAGCCAGAAGAUUGCAUGUCUUCUGCAAAGAAUUUCCGUGUUACUGGCUUGAACUCACGCUUGUCACAAGCUUAAAUUCAACAUUGUCCCAAGGUAGAUGAGCAGUGUUCUAAUUCAAGAAGGGCAUGUUAGACCAAUGGUCAUCAUUACCUGCGAAUUCCUCAGCUGCUCUUGUGGACCUACCAUAUCAAAUUGGUAGGUAGUUGCGUUGCAGAAAGAAAGAUUGAGACUUGUUUUGCAAUCUGCAUUGGAAUUGUAAACAUAAACACUCAUUGAGAUAAAUGUAAUUCUUUUUGAAAAUUUUCCCCAUUUCAAAAAUCAGGGACUCUUGACGCACUUUGGUUGACAUGUUUGAUGCAAUAUGGUAACAUAAUCAAGACAUGGGCACGAUCUUCAACUCAGAAAGCUCCAUUUUUAGUAGAACUUGGUGAUUUUUACUCGUUUUUUUCUCUUAAUCACACAUUUAUCCUCUUGUAUACCGAGGUCAGUUCAAGACUCAGUGUGCAGGCAAUGGCAUUUGUUAUUAGGAGCAA